This is a messenger RNA of Dicrocoelium dendriticum, 3875 nucleotides long. The record is from the annotation of a GenBank genome assembly. NCBI's taxonomy places the organism in Eukaryota, Metazoa, Platyhelminthes, Trematoda, Plagiorchiida, Dicrocoeliidae.
AUGGAUGAUAUACCCGAUCUCCCUGAGCCGGAGUGCGGCCAUUUAGUAGACCAAUUUAAUCGCAUUCUGAUCGACAUUAAGCUUCUUGAUUCUGUAUCAGCAACGUCUGGCGGUGGUUCCUCCGGAUCGACACCCUCAAAAGGAACUCGGACGAUCAAGAGAAGUAACACUGCUGCAAUUUCCGAUAACAACGACUGCUCCUGGCCCCAAAUCACCGACGAAGCCUCGGCGUCAGUAGCCACCCGAGUUGCCAUGAUUCUUUUCCUCCUGAGCAAGAAUGUUCUGGGCGGACUUUCGGACCACACACGUAUAUUACGUUUGUAUCCUCGACCUGUGGUAGCCCUCCAAUUCGAAAAUUUCAUGAAAUCCCGACCGAGACCUUGUCUCUUCACGAGUAUGUUGGCGAAAACACAGGCUGUGGAGUACUUUGCUGAAUCUGGCAUAUAUUCCCAAAACGAUGCUUACCAGCGUAUCGAAGCAGGCGAACGUUCUCCUGCACUAAUUGGCGACAAGCCACAGUGGUUCGCAGAUCUCUUGACUCCGAUAUCAAUCGAUGUGGGCCCCGAAAUCUCUUCACAAAGUAGAAUUUCAAGUGAUACGGAGACUGAAAGCGGCUCGACCUCCCCCAUUUCCAUGCCUAGCUCUUUUAUUUCAGAUCACUUGGGUUGUGAUAUUGCAGACCCUUCAUCAGAGCUUCAUUCGGACCACUCUUUCCACUGUGACGACUCCUACGCGGCUAGGAGCACCUCUUCUUUAACCCAAGAGGUUCAGCUGCAAUCUGUGGAAUCCGCGUUUGUUCGCCCUGGCGUCUCACUGCCACCCGCCUUGGCUUCACAAUUUCACCCGCCAACACAAAUGGUGUUAUCGGCGCCUUCGCUUAGUCCACAGUCUCCGGAUCACAGUGAGACAAUCGAUUUGGUUCAUUCACUUCGGAAAACCUGUCCGGACGAUGAUAUUCCGCUAACUGCAAAUCAACUUGACAACGCAUCUCACAAGCGGCAUAGCGGGUCACCCUUUCCUACCCUCUCGACUGGACAAACAUUACGCACUUUGAGAAGACUUUCUUUGUCCGCACUCUCCGGCGAGACCCCAUUCAACGGUAGGGACGACAGACGACCCAGCCAAAUGAUCAACUGGAAUUCCCCGCUUUCAGUACUACUGGGUAGUGUUUUCAAUUUAGCUAACCCUGGGACGGACACGUCGACGAAAUCGGUGUCUAUCGUCAAGGAAUCUAAAAGGAGAAUUGAAGAGGAGCGCUAUCUAGAUCAUGUGGCGCAUUUGAUCAAGCAAGGCGAAACUCCAGGGAUAUUCUCGCGCAAUUACAUCACAUCUUUGUUUGAGCUUGAAAGCAAUCGGAACUUACUACUCUCCCGACUAAAUAUGACCUAUUCGGAUUAUUCUGCAAAGCAGCUGAAUGCACACGAACUGAAAGAUGUGGCUAUAGCUACGUGGAAUCAGUACAAGGCAAUGGUUUGGGUCCUGCGGAAAAUCUCUUCCGGUAUUGCACACAGUCUUCGGCCAGAUUUGGUUGUACCCACCCCUGGAGCUGUUCGUGCGGACGGCGCUCAUUCUCCUACACUUAACCCUGCUGGUGGUCAGUCAAGACCUUCAGGCGGUCUGGCUUCGGCAUUUUGUCUUCUGGAGAUCGCACACACACAUUACUUCCCACUUCCAACACGUCAAGUGCAACGGCCACAGUCCGUGGCGCCUGAUUUUCAGAACGAAAAAUCAAGUACUAGCCUCCCUACAGCACAAUCCACUGAAGUUCGGUCACCAGUGGAUGACAGGACUCCAGAUGUUGGUGGGCUUCCGAGCACGUCAGGUGGGAAUUCUGCCACGGGGUACAUGAAGUUUGAUCAGAACAAUCAAUAUAACGACCUUACAACUGAAUCCUCUUCAAAGACACAAGCCCAUUCGUCAGACGCCGGUUUGACAGAUAAACUGAGUGACGACUCGUCUGAACUACAAUCAUCCGGUGAUUCGUCUUUUGUGCGUUCAAAGGCUGUCAAAAUAUUUAUCGAUGACUCUAUCUUCGGCGAACCAAAAAGUGCUCGAAGUAGGGGAUAUUGUUACCGACAAUCCAAGCUUUUUAUCUCCCCAUACUUCUCCCGCACUGUGGAAUCUGUAUCGAAUGCCGUUGGCCGUUCUUCCUUUGGAGUUUCAACCUCUACACAAACGGAUCGUGAUGCACUAACAUCUACCUCUCAACCUGGUACCGGCGCAAGGGUUCGUCGUACAUAUUUGUUCGAAGACCUACUUACCGAUUAUAACACUCGAUCCAAGCUAUGGGAGAAUCUGCAGUUCUGGGAAGACGCUUUUUUGGAUGCAGUUGCUCAAGAGCGAGAUAUGCAUGGCAUGGACUUCCACCCUAUGGAGUUAUUAGCCCGAUACAACACCUCCUCUCCGCUAAAGCGCAAGCAUUUAGAAAUGGAAGAAGACAGACUGCUGACUGGAUUGAUGCACAACAUGAUCGCGUUCAUGGUGAUGGUUGAUGUCGAUCGGACGGAUAUCCGCCGAAAGAUUCGCCGUCUACUCGCUAAGAGUCAUAUGGGCCUCCAUCAUUCGCAAGAGAUCACCAACCUGUUGGAUGUAUUGGAUUUUCUACACGGAAACGACGUAGAUCUGAAGCCCCUACAGAGCAGAUCCAUACCGAGCCGUUCCUAUGAGGUAUAUGCUGAAAGCGAUACGGCAGGUCAGCCCUUGUUUAUCGAAGUAUGUGAGGACUAUUUACUUUUGCGCAAUCUUUUGGGUGGCAUACUCGAACGAUGGUGGUAUGAUCAACUGAUCAAUUUGUCCUUUCGGCAGCAAACUCACCUCCUGUGUAUAUCCGUCCGUUCUAAUGAGCAAUCUUCCCUAAACAUAUUCUAUACCAACAAGUGCCAGACGCUUUACCAAGAGAUUCGAUCAGCAAUGCAGAAAACUCCCAUUAAAAUCCCUCAUGAAAGUGCCGACCUGAAGGGUGAAAUCGAUGUGAUCAAUCUUGAUAGCAGCUGCCCGGGAACCAUCCGACUGUGCACUGACGGGUUCUCUAUGCGUUUCAAUGACCAAGAGAAUUUAAUUCCGGUUCCCUGCAUAAAGCGCUGCAGCACCCCACAGCAUGAUUUAUUCAUGAUUGAGUACUUCGACUCACAUGAAAAGCGCCUACAAACAUUGAGGCUGCAGACUGAUGUGGCUACUAACUUACUGUACCACUUUCAUGUCCUGAUCGCCGACUUCUCCACUAGACUAUUGACCUCUCAAGCCUCCCGAUCGUCUCGCGUGUCUUCUAUCACCUCCAAGCAUCCGUCUACUUGCUCUAUGUCGUGUUUGAGCGACGACGCCAACUGAAGCUUCGGACUCCAAUCUCCUCGUGAUUCUUUUGCAGCCUGACAUACCGGCACCCAUGAGCCUUCCACUCACACUGCUAUCAGACUCUGUCAGACUCUUUGUUUUUUCGGACCUUUGGUGGAGAUGUUGAGUUGUGCUUUCUCAUCCCUAUUUCUCCUUCUCUUGUUGUCAUUUACAUCAAUCCUCACUUCGCAGUACGUCUUACUUGACUCUAGUAAUGUCCAUUUCCUAUCUGGGUAUGCUUUCGUUAUUUUUCUGAUCGCCUACAUUUUCUUAACGCCGUCCUGACUAGUAACUUUUGCUCAAUGUGUGUCUUCUGUUUGUGCCUGUCACACGUACGCAUAAACGUCUGUAUGCUUCCCAACCAUUCCCGUUCACCCUCUCAGAAUCGCGUCCGUCACCUGUAAUUUUUGUCCACGGUAGCCCUUCUUUUGGCGUCUGCCAAGUCUUUCGUAUACAUUCCUCUUUGUUAUCUGACAUUGGACUUUGUGUUGUGUCACAACUGCAUUGUACAAACAGCAAUUGGCCAACUUAUCUUCCACCGAGCC